UUCGCAGCAGAAAAGUCUAUGUGUGUUUGGACCGGAGAAUGAGACGAACUAAACUGCUGUUAAGCCUUUAGUAAACCAUUUUAAAACAGCUGAGACAAUCUGCAACGAUUUGGGCUAUACGGAUUAAAAAUCAUAUGGUUAAAAUCAGGAACCUUCAUUUCACCAUUUCAUACUGAAGAUGAGACACAAAGGGAUCAAGGCAAAAAAUGUUCUCUGCCGGUGGGUAAUUGUCAUUUUCAUGUUUCAUACCAGUCACGGAGAUAUAAGCUAUUCCAUAUCGGAGGAAACGAAACGUGGGUCUGUCAUUGGAAAUAUAGCCAAGGAUCUUGGGCUCGAUGUUAAAAGACUAUCCGAUCGAAAAGCUCGUUUAGAUGCCGACAGGACCAGCAGAAGCUUUUCUGACAUAAAUCUGAGCACCGGCGAUUUGAUUGUGGCGGACAGAAUAGACAGAGAGGAGCUUUGUGGGCCGAGAGUUUCAUGCACGUUAAAAUACGAGCUGAUCCUUGAGAAUCCACUGGAGCUACAUCGUAUCGCAGUACAAAUUCAGGACGUGAACGACAAUUCUCCACGUUUUCAUAAUGAUCGGAUUAAACUGGAAAUACAAGAAUCGGCAGACAAAGAUUCUCGGUUUCUUUUACCUCAGGCUUUUGACCUUGAUAUCAAACAGAACUCCGUUCAGCAGUAUUUGUUAGAAAAUAAUGAUCAUUUUAUUUUGGAUGUUCAUACAAACGCGUUUGGAAGCAAAUACGCUGAGCUUGUGUUAGAAAAAGAGCUGGACCGGGAACAACAGCAGGAGAUUACAUUACUACUAACGGCCACCGAUGGCGGGACUCCGCAGAGAUCAGGUACAGCAGUCAUACAUGUCACUGUGCUGGAUGCUAACGAUAAUAUACCCGUGUUUAGUCAAGCUGUAUAUAAAGUCAGUCUGCCUGAAAAUUCACCUCUAGGCCAGGUAUUGAUCACAGUUAGUGCUACUGAUGCAGACGAGGGAGCCAACGGAAAAGUGACAUAUGAAAUACACAGUUUAUCCGACAAAGCGCUGAAAAUGUUUGCUGUGGACAAAAACACUGGGGAAAUUAAAGUUAUUGGGAACAUAGAUUAUGAGGAGGAGUCGUAUUAUGAAAUGCAAAUACAGGCAAGAGAUGGUUCAGGGUUGUCAUCAAAUGCUCAGUUAAUAAUUGAAAUUACCGAUGAGAAUGACAACGCGCCGGUAAUAUUUGUCAAGUCGCUUAACAACCCUAUUCCUGAAAACGCAUCACCCGCUACAGAAGUAGGUAUUAUUAAUGUGCAAGAUAACGACUCUGGCCACAAUAAAAAUAUUCGCUGCUCAAUUCAGCAAAAUGUUCCAUUUAAACUAGUACCGUCAAUUAAAAACUAUUAUUCAUUGGUAACAACCAGCGAGCUGGAUCGUGAGGUAGUGACAGAUUACAAUAUAACAAUCACUGCCACCGACGAGGGAUCUCCACCGUUGUCCUCAUCGAAGACAAUUCAGUUAUCGGUGUCAGACGUUAAUGACAACUCACCUGUGUUUGACAAGCAAUCCUACAGCGCUCAAGUGACUGAAAAUAACAAACCCGGAUCCUCUAUUUGCUCUGUUACGGCAAGAGACCCGGAUUGGAGACAGAACGGCACAGUCUUCUAUUCCCUGUUACCCAGUGAGGUUAAUGGGGUUCCGGUGUCCUCGUUUUUAUCGAUUAACGGAGACACGGGGGAGAUCCAUGCUGUGUGUUCGGAGCUGAGAGGGAGCAAAAAUGUGGACUGUCUGGUGGAUUCUUAA
Paramormyrops kingsleyae is the source of this 1777-nucleotide messenger RNA. Its product is annotated as protocadherin gamma-C3-like. Gene Ontology annotation, molecular function: calcium ion binding. Gene Ontology annotation, biological process: homophilic cell-cell adhesion. Gene Ontology annotation, cellular component: plasma membrane. Lineage: Eukaryota; Metazoa; Chordata; Actinopteri; Osteoglossiformes; Mormyridae. The record is from RefSeq and is a predicted model, not a curated record.